AUGGACACGCGGGAGGAGCUUAUGGCCCCUGUACAUUUUAUUGACAAGCUGAAUAUGAACAGUAAAGUGGUGCUCAUCUCAGGUGCAUCAUCGGGAAUUGGCGAAGGAACGGCUCUUCGAUUUGCUUCGUUAGGUUGCUGGCUUUCCCUUACAGCAAGAAAUAUACGCGCUUUAAACGAGGUGGCUGAGAAAUGCCGGGCCAAAGGUGUUCCCAAGGACAAGGUUUUGGUCAUAAAAGGAGACAUUACGUCGGCUGACGACGUCACCGCUAUUGUGAAAGAAACUGCGGAGUACUUCGGGAAAAUUGAUAUUUUGCUCAAUAACGCCGGGAUUUCCAAGCCUGCUCCUCUAGGAGAAAUUCCUCUGGAUGAAUUUGACGAGGUUUACAACACAAACCUAUGCUCCGCCGUCAACAUGACACAGCAGGCCCUUCCGUACCUCAAGAAAACAAAAGGAAACAUUGUAAACGUCUCAAGCAUAUCAUCUCUGCGAUGCAUCCUCCUGUUGCCAACAAUGCAGGUACUAUCGAUGAUGGGUUCUUGGCAGGCUCUCGGACGCGUAGGCACCGUAGAGGAAGUGGCCAACGCCAUCGUCUUCCUGGCUUCGGACGACGCAUCUUUCAUCACUGGCCACUUGCUGCCGGUCGACGGUGGUUCUCUCCUCCUUGGAAGCAUGAAACCGCUGUGUUUGCAAGAGGCAAAUGCUGCGUCCACGCUUCCUACUGACAGUGUUGGAACACCUGGGGAAGACGGACAUACGAGUGGGCAACAGUGAUAUGAG
This is a messenger RNA of Dermacentor albipictus, 780 nucleotides long. NCBI's taxonomy places the organism in Eukaryota, Metazoa, Arthropoda, Arachnida, Ixodida, Ixodidae. The record is from RefSeq and is a predicted model, not a curated record.